This is a messenger RNA of Dentiscutata erythropus, 461 nucleotides long. Lineage: Eukaryota; Fungi; Glomeromycota; Glomeromycetes; Diversisporales; Gigasporaceae. The record is from the annotation of a GenBank genome assembly.
AUGCAAUUCUCUGAUACUCACACUUUUAUUUGUAAUCAUAAAUUGGUACUUACGAAACUUGAAAAUGAUUUAAUGAAUGAGUUUAAAAGCUGUGUAUUUAUUGACGUCGCAUGGAGCUGCAAAGGUAGUUGUAGGGAACCAGAGAUGAUUGAUACCCCACCUCCUUUUAAAAAAGUUCUGGAAACGCUCGUUAAACCUUCCUUCUUAGAAAAAUCGGCAGUGCUUUUCGUUCCUAAGACUCCAGCUUGUAUAGUAACAUUCACUGGCUGGAUACUUGAAUAUCCCGUGGUUUAUGUCCUUGAUUCUGCGCCUGAUAAUGCGGGUGACAUGUUCGAUGUACAAACGACGAAGAAUUGUCUCGGAAGUCAAAAUUUGAAAUUAUAUCGUGCAUUUUUGGAGAAUGCUGAGGAGGUUAACGAUAGAAGGAAUAAAAAUGGUGGCGUGAAUAAUGAACCACUUGG